Molecule: messenger RNA, 1079 nt
Organism: Triticum dicoccoides
Lineage: Eukaryota; Viridiplantae; Streptophyta; Magnoliopsida; Poales; Poaceae
Product: 3-hexulose-6-phosphate isomerase-like
Exons: 1
Coding region: 284-889 (201 amino acids)
Biological process (GO): carbohydrate derivative metabolic process
Molecular function (GO): carbohydrate derivative binding; isomerase activity
Source: RefSeq, a predicted model, not a curated record
GCAGACCACAAUCUGCAUUCGCUCCUGGACUAUUUUUUAAAAUACACAAUUCAUCGGUCGUUUUCCUUUACAGCUCAAAACCAAGUGUGGAUGGUACUAGUAUUAUACACCUGUAAAAUAAAUACAGGUAUUCUGUAUAAAAAUACCCCAUGCCAAGCGCGGCCGAAGUUUGUGAUGAUACCCCAUCAACCGCAUCCUAAGGGCUGAGGCCGUUGACCAAAGGAGUCCAGUGCUCCACCACUCCACGAGAGCUGCGGAUAAGAUAAACUUGUGGUCUUGUACGAUGAGCGGCCGCGAUGCCGCCUCCCCGGCGCCGGCCGACGCCUCCGCCAUAUGCGCUCAGAUCGCGGCCGUCUUCGCCGCGCCAUCCGCGCACCCCCCGGCGCGCGCCGUCCUAGUCUCUGAGCUCGCCGCCGCGUCCUCCCGGGGAGGCCGCGUGUUCGUGCACGGCGUCGGGCGCGAGGGCCUCAUGAUGCGCGCCCUCUGCAUGCGCCUGGCGCACCUCGGCCUCCCCGCGCACUGCGUCGGCGACGUCACGGCGCCGCCCGCCUUAUCGGGAGACCUCCUCGUCGCCUCCGCGGGACCGGGCGCGUUCUCCACCGUCGACGCCAUCUGCGGCGUGGCGCGAGGCGCCGGCACGCGCGUGGUGCUGCUCACCGCGAGGACGGAGGGAGAUUUCCCUGGGCGCCAGGCCGACGUGGUGGCCCACCUCCCCGCGCAGACCAUGGCUGACGACGAGGAUGGCGCGGCGGCGCAGGCGAAGCUGCCGAUGGGGAGCCUGUACGAGGGGGCCAUGUUUGUGCUGUUCGAGAUGGUGGUGCUCGAGCUCGCGGGUGUUCUGGGCCAAAGCCCGGCCCAGAUGAGGGCCCGCCACACAAACUUGGAGUAGUCCGAUGCUACAGCUUUUAUAUUGAAAAAAAAAGUGACAGAAUGUGACCGACCGAUGCUUUUGAGUCUUCAUGAGUUUGUAUAAUAUAGUUGCUUUUAACUCUAGUCUAGCAACUAGUACCCAAUCCUCUAUUCCAGGCAAAGUUUUUGCCUUGAGAUUCAGCCACUUGGAUGAAAGUGACUCUUGGUGA